AUGGUCGGGGUUACGGCUGUCAAGCUGGGCCUCUUCCUGCUCUGCCGCAUUCAUGAGAACGAGAUCGUGCAGGCGUAUGCCAAGGACCACUUCUUCGACGUUGUGACUAACUUGCUAGGUGGGAUGACACUCUGGCUUCUCGUUGUGGCCUUAGGGAAAGUCAAAGUCGAGGCAACUGCAAUUUUA
Molecule: messenger RNA, 186 nt
Organism: Klebsormidium nitens
Lineage: Eukaryota; Viridiplantae; Streptophyta; Klebsormidiophyceae; Klebsormidiales; Klebsormidiaceae
Source: the annotation of a GenBank genome assembly